GGACACUGCUGGCCUCUCUGCUGACCCAGAGACCUUCGCCAAGAACCGUGAGCUGGAGGUGAUCCACUGCAGAUGGGCGAUGCUGGGAGCUCUUGGAUGCGUUUUCCCGGAGCUGUUGUCCCGCAACGGCGUUAAGUUCGGCGAGGCGGUGUGGUUCAAGGCCGGAGCUCAGAUCUUCAGCGAGGGAGGUCUUGACUACUUGGGCAACCCAAGCUUGAUCCACGCACAGAGUAUCUUGGCCAUCUGGGCAUGCCAAGUUGUGUUGAUGGGAGCCGUUGAGGGUUACCGUAUUGCCGGUGGACCCCUCGGCGAGAUCACCGACCCACUCUACCCCGGUGGCAGCUUCGACCCAUUGGGCCUUGCUGACGACCCAGAGGCUUUCGCCGAGCUCAAGGUGAAGGAGAUCAAGAAUGGCAGACUUGCCAUGUUCUCCAUGUUCGGAUUCUUCGUUCAGGCUAUCGUCACCGGAAAGGGCCCAUUGGAGAACCUUGCUGACCACCUUGCCGACCCCGUUAACAACAACGCCUGGGCCUAUGCCACAAACUUUGUUCCCGGAAAGUGAAUAUGAGUAGAGUUAGUGUGUUCUUGUGUGAUGUAAUAAACUGGUUUGAUGUAAUGGAUAAUAUGCGAAUUCUUUUCUGCUGCA
Molecule: messenger RNA, 646 nt
Organism: Ipomoea triloba (trilobed morning glory)
Lineage: Eukaryota; Viridiplantae; Streptophyta; Magnoliopsida; Solanales; Convolvulaceae
Product: chlorophyll a-b binding protein of LHCII type 1
Exons: 1
Coding region: 80-562 (160 amino acids)
Biological process (GO): response to light stimulus; photosynthesis, light harvesting in photosystem I
Cellular component (GO): chloroplast envelope; plastoglobule; chloroplast thylakoid membrane
Source: RefSeq, a predicted model, not a curated record